Messenger RNA from Anopheles funestus (African malaria mosquito), 1848 nucleotides. RefSeq lists its product as uncharacterized. The record is from RefSeq and is a predicted model, not a curated record. NCBI's taxonomy places the organism in Eukaryota, Metazoa, Arthropoda, Insecta, Diptera, Culicidae. The transcript has a single exon. Bases 216 to 1007 code for a protein of 263 amino acids.
CUAUCAGUAGUAUAAAUACCUUCGAGCGGCCAAGAUCGGAAGGAAGUGCAUCCAGUAUCUCGAUCGAUCGAAGGUAGUCUAGCAGCAGCAGCAGCAGCUCGAUAAGCGUCCGUUUGUGUGGCAAAACAAGCAAAAAGGAAGAGUUAGACUCUCCUUUUGUCCUUCGUCCCACCCCACCCAACAUAAAAACCCCUUCCCUCCCCCCCUUCGGAACAAUGGUUUCGUUCAAGUUUGUGUGCGCGGUCGUGUGCGUGCUAGCAGUGGCCGGCCGUGGAUAUGCCGCCGAGGACGGUACGGUACGUGCCCUGCGCAAAGUGUACUCCCUGUGCGAGGAUAGUGACGAGCUGCUGAAGUGCAUCAAGGUGCAAGCCCUCAAGCUUACCGACCGGGCAAUCAAGCUGCCGAGCAUCAAGCUGCUCGACGGUAUGUCGAUCGUAAAGAAAGCGGACGGUGGUGAAUCGAGCACCCGUGCCCUGAACGAGCCGAUGCUCGGUGAACACGACCUGGCCAAGCUGUCCUCGGCAAAGAUCGACGAGCUGCUGUUCCAGCGUGCCCAGCGCUUCAUGGACGGACACCAGCUGCAGCUGAAUGUGCCGCGUAUGCUCGCCUCGGGUCAGCAGGAAACCGGACGUCUGGUCGAGGAGGGCCGCAAGAAGAUGAAGAAAUACCUCGGACCAUUCCUCGCUGCAAUGGCUAUCAAGGGAGGUAUCCUGACCAUGGUCUACCACUCGAUCGCCAUCGUCGCCGGUAAGGCGCUCAUCAUCGGCAAGAUCGCUCUCGUCAUCUCUGCCAUCAUCGGUCUGAAGAAGCUCGUCACCCCGGAAGGCCAUGAGAAGACGACCUACGAGAUUGUGAAGCACCCGCACGUACAGCAGAGCCACACCUACUCGUCCAACCACGGUGACUUCGAUACCCACGAGGCUGGCCAGUUCCACCGUAGCUUCGGCAACUCCGUCGACAUGGUGAUGCAGGACCGCGCAUACCGUGCUCACGUCCCGAAGAACUAAGGCAGCUUCAUCGGCCGUAAACGUGUGGAUGAUGAUGAUGACGACGACUACCCCAACCCCAAAAAAGAAAGAAAAAAAAAGCAACCCUGGCCAUAACCGCACUAACAACUACGAAACCAUGUGUCGCCGGAACGGAAGGAAUGGAGCAGCAGAGCUUCGACGCGCCACACGAACGCCAGUCCAGCCAUCCAGCCGCCCUUGCGUGCGGAUGGGGGACACGGCGUCAAUCCAGGGACCCAAAGAACACCCAUCCGGAACUGCUGCGGUCUGCUCAUAGAAUUAAGCUCCCGUAACUUCAUCGUAAGAUGGAGCAGCCACAGUUCAACGUGCGCCAAGCAACCUGAAAACAGAAAAAAACAGAUAACUCCAAUACCUUCCAAUCAGUCAUACGAACACCCCAAAAAAAACACUACACACUCCAUUACCCCUGGAAUCUACACGAACACAAACACACAGAGAAACAUACACACCCUCACACACCAUUAGACAAGGCGCGGAAGCGAAUCUGCCAUGGCGCAAAAGGGUUUAUGUGUUUUGUAUUUAUAUAAUUAAUUUAAAUUAUUUAUUUAUUAAACCUUGAUUCCCAAUCAAAACCCCCCUACAACUCCCCCUUUUUCCCACCCCAAAAAACCAGCUCGCGUUGCUCCCAGGUUCGCUCAGAGCUUUUCCCAGUGAAAGCGUUACGGUGUACCGGUCGGACCAACGGAUGCGGGCGAAUCUUUUGUCGUCUUCUUCCAUUUCCGCGAGCAGACGUUGAAAUGUGUAAUUAAAACUCCCAAAACAAAUCGAGCAAAAUAAAGAAUUAUCAUUCAAAAAAUAUGCUUCCAACAGGGUGUUCACU